UUGAAUGGAGUUCAGCCGUUAGGAUUCAGUCCUUCAUUUAAUUCUCUCAGACGCUGAAGGAGUGAACGCCAGAGAGAAGAAAACACUACAUUAUGAGGACAAAAUCUACCAAAGAAAUGAUAAAAACCCGAAAAUAAAAAAGAAAUGAAGGGUAGGCAGCAGAGGCCCCCCAGUGGACUAAACGCCAAACAGCACCUCUGAAAUCCCAUGAAAGUAAAACGGGAGCGCCUUCCAUCAUUGUCUAUUCCCUGAUGCCUUGUACUCGAUGGAUGAGAGGCAACAUCAAAGUGCAGGAGACCGCAUUACCCAUUCUCACCAGAGAGGGCCUUAAAUCCCAAAACUUUCGGACAUCAACUUUAAAUUGGCAGGAUGACGAAUCAACAGUUGGGGAAGCAGAUGGGAGGAGCCGGAGUUAUUGAGGGAGAAACUAAGGAAGGCGCUACACAUCAACACUGUGGCUGGUUAACACGCAACCUUCUUCUUGCACUUACUGUGCUGGGUGUGAUCGGAGGCACAGUGUUGGGAUUGCUGUUGCGUUAUCUUCCUGAACUGGAUGCAGAUAUACUCAUGCUAAUCGCUUUCCCUGGAGAUAUCCUAAUGAGAAUGCUGAAGAUGCUCAUCCUCCCCCUUAUUAUCUCCAGCCUCAUCACAGGACUGGCUGGCUUGGAUGCCCGCUCCAGUGGAAGGAUGGGAACUAGGGCCAUGGUAUACUACAUGUCCACCACAGUUAUCGCAGCUGUGCUGGGUGUGAUUCUUGUCCUUGGUAUACACCCAGGAAACCCUAAACUCAGGGGAACCCAGGCAAGAUCCAGUAAUAAAGAUCAAGAGGUCAGCAGCCUGGAUGCCUUUCUGGACCUGAUCCGAAACCUGUUCCCAGAGAACCUGGUUCAGGCCUGCUUCCAACAGGUCCAGACAGUGUUAAAAAAGGUAGCAGUCCCUGUUGACAACCAGACAGAGCCUAUUUUAAUCAACAAAAAGAAACUAGAGUUUAAAUGGGGAAUGAAUGUCCUGGGUUUGAUUGGAUUCUUUAUCACAUUUGGGAUCUUCAUGGGCAAAAUGGGGGAGAAAGGGAAACUCAUGACAGAUUUCUUCAACAUCCUUAAUGAAAUCAUCAUGAAGAUGGUCUCCAUGAUCAUGUGGUAUUCUCCAGUGGGCAUUGCCUCCCUUAUUUGUGGAAAAAUUGCAGCUAUCGGUGACCUGGAAGUGGUAGCGCGGCAGCUAGGCAUGUACAUGGUGACUGUCAUCGUCGGCCUCAUCAUACAUGGAGGAAUAAUCUUGCCAAUCAUAUUUUUUGCCGUGACAAGGAAAAACCCUUUUGUCUUUUAUUCUGGAAUCUUCCAGGCAUGGAUAACUGCCCUGGGAACUGCCAGCAGUGCUGGAACAUUGCCUGUCACCUUUCGCUGUCUGGAGGAGAAUCUAAAGAUUGAUAAGAGAGUCACCCGGUUUGUGCUGCCUAUCGGGGCCACCAUCAACAUGGAUGGCACCGCACUGUAUGAGGCCGUGGCUGCCAUUUUUAUUGCCCAAAUGAAUGACAUAGAUUUGGACGGAGGACAGAUUGCCACUGUGAGUAUGACAGCCACUCUGGCCAGUGUGGGAGCAGCAAGUAUCCCCAGUGCUGGGCUGGUUACUAUGCUGCUAAUUCUCACUGCUGUUGGCCUCCCAACACAGGAUAUCAGUCUGCUCAUCGCUGUGGACUGGCUGCUUGACAGAAUGCGUACCUCCAUCAACGUUGUGGGCGAUUCGUUCGGGGCAGGUAUUGUGGAUUUCCUGUCGAGGGCGGAGCUUGCUCAAAUUGAUGGCGAAAUUCCUGAGGAGUUUGUCCCACCUCCUCCUUUACUGACCGAAAUGGACCUAAUUGACCCUCUAUGUCCGCCUGAACUCCCCCCGCGCUCCCCCCGGCCCCCCAAACUGAACCACCACCACCCUCCAUCCCUGAACCAGUCCCAGACUCACUCCAUCCCUCACUCGCCUCGCUCUGUUCGCUCUCCCUCGCCUCACUCUAUCCGUUCCCCUUCGCCUCGCUCCGUCUGCUCCCACUCCCCGCGGCCCUUCCGCACUCACUCCCCCCGCCUCCUGCGUCGCACAGAGCCAGGGUACUGUGCCCUGCCGUCCAUCGACAACCAGAUUCCCACACUGCCCCGAGGCUACAGAGAGAGAAACCGAGAGAGGGAGCGAGACAGAGAGAGGGAGAGACUGCGCGGGCGAGAAAGAGACAGAGAGAGUGAAACAGAGGAGGAAGAGGAAAAAGAAAGGAUGAUGAUGGAUGAGGGGAGCGACGGGGAAGAAAGUGAUGACACUGCUUACGACCGAAGUCACACCAUCCAGCAAUGUGACCUCCCAUGAGGACUGGUCAGUCCCACUCGCUGCCCACUUCACUCUAGUACACUUUCACCGCACUCCCUUCUGCUGUCCCACUGUCUGGUGAAAAGCAGGAGUGAUUUGGGGUUCUGCUUAAUCAAGGAGGGAUUCUCUGAUUGAUUUAGGUAAAUGGACUGAAAGAGAAAUUAGAAAUUAGAGAAAAUAGUUUGGCAGAAAUGUAUUAUUUUUUUUCCUUACCUUUAACAUAAUCAGUCAGCUAAGACAUCUUUAAUGUCUUAAAUAUCAAAGUAUAUAUAAUAAGCACUGUCUGACAAUCUGAUAAUCCUUUUUUAAACAAAGCCCUGAAAACAAAUAAACUAAACUAAAAACUGGUAAAACAGGAGAAUGUUUUCUGUGCUAAAACCAUGUAUCUUGACACACUGACAUAACUUAGAUGUGUGCUAUGGUUUUGAUCCAGGUAUAUAUAUAUAUAUAUAUAUAUAUAUAUAUAUAUAUAUAUAUAUACAGCUCUUGAAAAAAUAAUAAUAAGAGAACACUUUAAAAUGAUGAGUUUCUUUGAUUUUACCAAUUUUUUUGUGUGAUUGAUGAUCACAAACCAUCAAACCAAGCUGAACUGCUCUACAUCUUUUUUGUUAUUUCUGACAUUUCUCAUUUUCUCAAAUAAAUGCUCUAAAUGACAAUAUUUUUAUUUGGAAUUUGGGAAAAAUGUUGUCUGUAGUUUACAGAAUAAAACAACAAUGUUUAUUUUACGGAAACAUAUAUCUAUAAAUAGCAAAAUCAGAGAAACUGUUCAGAAAAUUCAGAAACUGAAGUGGUCUCUAAUUUUUAUAUUUAUAUUAGGGGUAAGAAUCUUUAGGCACCCUACAAUUUGAUUUGAUUAUAAUUCAAAGGUCUGUGAUGCGAUUAUUAAACGAUUAUCAACACA
Messenger RNA from Astyanax mexicanus (Mexican tetra), 3244 nucleotides. It is a transcript of the gene slc1a9, whose product is annotated as solute carrier family 1 member 9. Bases 370 to 2343 code for a protein of 657 amino acids. The transcript has 14 exons. The record is from RefSeq and is a predicted model, not a curated record. Gene Ontology annotation, cellular component: plasma membrane. Gene Ontology annotation, biological process: L-glutamate transmembrane transport. Gene Ontology annotation, molecular function: glutamate:sodium symporter activity; neutral L-amino acid transmembrane transporter activity; L-glutamate transmembrane transporter activity. Lineage: Eukaryota; Metazoa; Chordata; Actinopteri; Characiformes; Acestrorhamphidae.